Rotaria sp. Silwood1 is the source of this 8046-nucleotide messenger RNA. The record is from the annotation of a GenBank genome assembly. NCBI's taxonomy places the organism in Eukaryota, Metazoa, Rotifera, Eurotatoria, Philodinida, Philodinidae.
AUGAAAGGCAAUAAUUCUCGAACAAUAUCAACAACAACUUCAUUAACUGAUCAAUCAUUACGAACAUCAUUAAUACGAAAUACAGAUCACGAUAUAUCAUUAGAUUUAACUGACGUUUCAAUUUUAUCUGUUGGUCUUAAACGUUAUCAAAAUCAUAAUCACGAAAUGUUAACUGAUGAUGAUGAAGAUAAUGAAAUCGAAACAAGUGAUGAUGAAGAUGACGAUGAUGAUGAUGAUGAACCAUUUCCUUCCAAUUCAACAAAUGCAUUAUUAAAUAAUACUAAUAAUAAUGAUGAUAUGGAUCUUGGCUUAAUUGAUCCAGAUACACAAGCUAAAUUAGCUGCUAUACUUGAAGCUACUGGUAUAACAAAUUCUCCUAUACCAGAAGAUUUUUGGCGUGAUCAACAAGUUGUACGUUUAUUAACAAGUAGUGUAACAAAUAAUUUAAAUGGUUUACAUGAAAUAGCUAAUGCUAUAUCACCAUCAAAUAUUAAUCUAAGUGGACAUCAAGAAAAAAAAUCUAAAUCAACAAAUAAAGACACAUCCGGAACAUUUGUUCGUGCAUGUAUGAAUAAUGAUAUUCGUACAAUUGAAAAAAUUCUUCAAACAACAAAUGGAAAAGAACAUUUAAAUGAUGUUAAUGAAGAUGGUGAUAGUGUUUUAGCUGUUGCUUGUUCAAAUGGUUAUACAGAUCUUGUACGUUUAUUACUUACAACUAUACCUGAUAUUGAUAUUAAUGAUCGAGGUACUAAACAAGAUUGUACACCAUUAAUGGAAGCUUGUAAUGCUGGUCAUUACGAAAUAGUUGAACUUUUAUUAAAACAUAAUGCAAAUGUAAAUAUGCAAUCAACAUCUGGUAAUACAGCAUUACAUUAUUCAGCAGGAGGAGGUUAUGCAGAUAUUGUUCGACUUCUACUUGAACAUGGUGCUAAAGUAGAAGAAACAAAUGAAAAUGGUCAUACACCUCUUAUGGAAGCAGCUAGUGGUGGCCAUGUAGAAGUUGCACGUGCACUACUUGAUCAUGGUGCUGGUGUUAAUACACUUUCGAAUGAUUCGAAAGAUAAAAAUGGAAAUGAUAGUAAACAACAUAAAACAGAUGAAAUGCAUACAGCUUUAAUGGAAGCAUGUAUGGAUGGUCAUGUACAAGUAGCAAAAUUGUUACUUGAUCAUGGUGCCGAUGUAAAUAUGCCACCAGAUAGUUAUGAAAGUCCACUAACAUUAAGUGCAUGUGGUGGUCAUAUUGAACUAGCCUCGUUACUUAUUGAACGAGGUGCUAAUUUAGAAGAAGUUAAUGAUGAAGGAUAUACACCAUUAAUGGAAGCUAGUAGAGAAGGACAUGAUGAUCUUGUAAAUUUACUUGUUUCACAAGGUGCUGAUGUUAAUCGAACAACUGAAGAUACACAAGAGACUGCAUUAACAUUAGCAUGUGCUGGCGGAUUUUUGGAUGUAGCCAAAAUUCUUCUAUCCAAUGGCGCUAAUGUUAAUUUAGGUCAAUCAACUCCUCUUAUGGAAGCAUCACAAGAAGGACAUGUAGAAUUAGUACAAUAUUUAAUACAAAAUGGUGCUGAUGUUAAUCAAACAACACCAGCUGGAGAAACUGCUUUGGCUUAUGCUUGUGAAAGUGGUCAUAGUGAAGUAGCAGAAAUUUUACUUAAUUCCGGUGCACAUAUUGAUCAAGCUGAAAAUGAAGGACGAACACCAUUAAUGAAAGCAGCUAGAGCUGGACAUAUAUGUACAGUACGAUAUUUAAUAUCAAAAGGAGCGGAUGUUAAUCGAGCAACAAAUAGUAAUGAUUCAACUGUUCUUUCAUUAGCAUGUGCCGGUGGCCAUCUUGAUGUAGCUUCAUUAUUACUUAAACAUGGUUCUGAUCCAAAUCAUCUUUUGAAAGAUCGUUCAAAUUGUUUAAUUGAAGCAGCUAAAGGUGGUCAUACAGAAAUAGUAAAAUUAUUACUUGAAUAUCCAAAAAGUGUCACACAACGAACACAAAUAGUACCACCGACAAAUUCUGUUGAACCAUUACAUUAUGAUGUAACGAAUGAACAUGAUGAAGAAAAAGAUAAAGAACAAAAUUUAACAGUGACAAUGUCAAAUACAUUUCCAUUACCAACAUCAUCAUCAGGAGAUAAUAAUAAUAAUAAUAAUAAACGAUCCGCCCAAACAACAAAUUCACCUAUUCAAUUAUUAAAAAGUCUUCAAAAAAUUGUUCCUAGAAAUAUUCUUGAUGUUCUACAAACUGGUGUUAAUGAAUCAAUAAAAUUACAUACUGAUAAUGAUAUAAAAGAUAAUAUAACAUGUUCAAUAUCAAAUAAUGAUCGAUCAUCAUCACCUAUUUUACCUAAUGAUACAUUUCAACAAUCAAAUCAAAAUUCAGAUAUUAGCAAUGUUCAACAAGCAAAAAAACUUCAAAUACUCGAACAACUUCAAUAUGUUGAAAAAGAACUUCAUGAUAAAGCACAACAACAAUUACAAAUCAAUCAAGAUUAUCGACAACAAGUUAAUGAUUAUGUAAAUUCAAAUUCACUUCCAUCACCAUCAACAAUAAGUGGUAAAAAAAAACGAACAACAUCAUCAUCUUCAACAUCAAGUUCAUCAUCUGAAACAUCAUCAUCAUCAUCAACAGCUAAACAAGAUGAUCAAACAUUAUUACCACCACCACCACCACCAACAACAACAAAUUUAACAUUACCUAUACCAACACAAACAAUAAAUUUUUUUUCAACAUCAACUAAUGAAACAAAUCCAUCAUCAUCAUCAUCAUCAUCAUCAAAUAAUCUUCGUAUAUCAAAUAAAUCAAUUCUACCACCAUUUCAUCAUAAUCAACAUCAUCCAAAAAUAAAAAAAUCAUUUAAUCGACAAUUAUCAAAAUUUGAUCGUCGACUCGAACAAAAUUUACAUGAUAAUCAAACACAUAUUGAUCAAAUGAAUUUACAUUUAAAAAGUCUUAAAUUACUUUCACCAUCAUCAACAGAAUGUUUAACAACAUUAAGUCCAACAAAAACUCCUAUGCGUAUUAAUACUGAUACACAAAAAGCACUUGAACAUUUACGUGUAUUAGCUAAUAAUCCAUCUGAACUUGAACGUAUACAAACAUUAUCAAAUAAUCCAAAUUUAGUACAAGAAAUAAAAAAAGUUGCUAAUGAAUCAUUUAAUGAACAAUUAAGAACAUUACCACCAUUUACACCAGCAAAUUUACAACAAACAACAAAUGAUUCAAUAACAGUUGAAAAUAAAUCAAAUAAUAAUGAAAAUCAUCAAAAAAUGCUUCCACAUACUGAACCAGUUAUCCAUUCUCAACCUGAUAUAACAGUACAAACAGUGACAUCUUCAAAUCAAGUCUCAUCUCAACAACCACAACAGUCAUUUACCAUUUCAACUACAACUCGAAAUUCAAAUAAAGAAGAUAAUCAUCAUACGCUAUCAGUAAAUGAUCGUCCUCCAUCAUUAUCUAAUGUAACUAAUUCUCAACAUUCAAUCUGUUGUGCUGAAUGUCCAUCACAAUCAACAAAUAUUUUAAAUACAACAUUAUCUCAUUUACAUUUUCAAAAUCGAAUUGAUGUUGAUUGUGAAACAGAAUCAAAUCAUGAUACAGCAUUAACAUUAUCAUGUGCUGGUGGUCAUGAAGAACUUGUUACAUUACUUUUACAACGUGGUGCAAAUAUUGAACAUCGUGAUAAAAAAGGUUUUACACCUUUGAUACUUGCUGCUACUGCUGGUCAUGCUAAUAUUGUAGCUAGAUUACUUGAAAAUGGUGCCAAUAUUGAAGCUCAAUCAGAAAGAACAAAAGAUACUGCAUUAUCAUUAGCAUGUAGUGGUGGAAGACAAGAAGUUGUUGAAGUUUUAUUAAAGAAAGGAGCUAAUCGUGAACAUAGAAAUGUUUCAGAUUAUACUGCUUUGAGUCUUGCUGCUUCGGGUGGAUAUGUGAAUAUUAUAAGAUUAUUAUUAAAUUAUGGUGCAGAAAUUAAUUCAAGAACUGGUAGUAAAUUAGGAAUAACUCCAUUAAUGCUUGCUUCAAUGAAUGGACAUGUUGCUGCUGUUAAACUUCUAUUAGAUAUGGGUUCUGAUAUAAAUGCUCAGAUUGAAACAAAUCGCAAUACUGCACUGACGUUAGCUUGUUUUCAAGGACGAGCUGAAGUUGUUUCAUUAUUAGUUGAUCGAAAAGCAAAUAUUGAACAUCGAGCAAAAACAGGUUUAACACCUCUAAUGGAAUCUGCAUCAGGUGGUUAUGUUGAUGUUGGUCGUGUUCUAUUAGAACGAGGCGCUGAUGUUAAUGCACCACCAGUACCAACAUCGAAAGAUACUGCUUUAACAAUUGCUGCUGAUAAAGGUCAUCAUAAAUUCGUUGAACUACUUCUUCUUUAUGGUGCAACUAUUGAUGUUCGAAAUAAAAAAGGUGCCACACCAUUAUGGCUUGCUUGUAAUAAUGGUCAUUUAGAAGUUGUUCAAUUACUUGUAACACGUUUUGCUAAUCCAGAUUCAAGUGAUUCACGAAAAGUUUCUUGUCUUAUGGCUGCUUUUCGUAAAGGACAUUGUAAAGUAGUUAAAUAUUUAGUUCGUCAAGUUCGACAAUUUCCAUCAGAUGCUGAUUGUCGUCGUUUAAUAAGUACAAUAACUGAUAAAGAUCUAUUAAAAAAAUGUCAAACAUGUAUGGAUCAAAUAAUAUCCGCUAAAGAACGACAAGCAGCUGAAGCAAAUAAAGCUGCUAAUAGUUUAUUAAAAGAAAUUGAUUUAGAAAAAUCACGUGAAGAAACUCGAAAAGUAGCUGCUGCAAAAAAACGUGAAAAACGUAAAGCUAAGAAAAAAGGUAAACAAAAAUCAAAUACAAUGGAAUCAACAAUUGUGAAACCUGAUGAACAACAAGCACAACAACAACAGCAAGAACAAGAAGAAGAACAUGAAGAAGAAGAAAAUAAUGAAAAUGAAGAAAUAAUUCCUCAAGAAAAUCCUUCAAUAUCAUCAACAACAACUCUUGUGGUUGAUGAUGAUCUUCGACUUAAAAUGGUUAAAACAGAUCAUGAAGAAACAACAAAAAAACCUCUUUCACCUGAACGUCCAUCACCAGUAGUAACUGUAUCUAAACAACCUAUAAAUAAUAAUAAUAAUAAUAAUAAAAAGAAAACAAAUACAAUGACACGUAAAAUUGAACGUCAUCAAGAGAAUCUCGCAUCAAAAAAUAAACAACAAGAAACAAUUUCUACAACAAGUGGAAUAUCAAUACCAAAUGUAGAUGAUGGUUGGCAAGAAGUUAUUGGUAAACAAAAAAAAAUUACUAUACCACAUGAACAAUAUUCACGUAUUAUUGGACGUAGUGGUUCAAAUUUAAAUGUUUUACGUGAAGUAACUGGUGCAUCGAUUGAUGUUGAAAAUAAAAAAGCUAUUGGUGAUAAAACUAUUUUAAUUAAAGGUAAUGGUGAUUCCAUAAAACAUGCUUAUCAGCUAAUAAUGGCAUUAUUGAAAAAUUCGGAAUCUGAAUUAAUGAAUCUAUUACCAUCAAGUAAUGAAAAUAAAACAAAAUCAAGAUCAACAACGAUUACAUCUAAUAGUGAACAUAAUAAUGAUGAGAUAAAUAAAGUACAAAGAACAAAUAGUACAAGUUAUGGAAUAAGAUUGCAAAAUACUGAGCCUUCCGUAUCAGAUACUCAUGUAUCAACUUCAUCAUCUAAACCCAUGACAAAUAAUACUCGUAUAUCGAAUGUAUCAACUAAAAAAACUACAACAAUAAAUUCUUCAAAUAUUUCUAAUCGUUCAACAUCAUCAUCAACAACUAAAAAUUCUCAGCCAUUAACAACUACUGGUGCAACAUGGGUUAAUUCGAAUCGAUCAAAUCGUAGUAUAACAUCAUCUGUAACAACAAAUUCUACACCAUCAAAUAUAUCAAAUUCAAUACCAGUAUGGAAUCAUCAACAAUUAUCAUCAAAAUCAUCUUUAAAUCAUAAUAAAACAUCUAAUACAAAUCAUUAUUCAACAAAUCAAACAAAUACUUCAUCAUCUUAUCAUUAUCCAUAUUCAAAUAUUAAUAAUUCAAUAAAUAAUCAUAAUCAUUAUGGACAUUCAUCAAAUAAACAAAUAAUAUCAUCUAAUAAACAUUAUUCAACAAAUUAUUAUCAAAAAGGUGAACAUUCAAUACCAUCUGAAACAACAACAACAGUUCAUUCAUCGCCAAAUUCAGUUAUUCCAUCUCAACCAGGUCAUCGAAUUCCAGUACAACCACUUCCAACCUCUUCCACAGUACCAACUAUUUCAUCAUCAUCAUCAUCAUCGGAAUCUAUGUCAUCAACACCAACAUCAUCAUCAUCAUCAUCAUCUACUUUACUUGUUGCUUCAUCAACAACACCAACUCCAACUAAUGUAACAGCAGCUGGUGAAUAUAAUCCAUUUGCAUCUAAUAUUCUUACAACAUCAAUUGUUGAUGUCUUAACCAAAACUAAAGAAUCAGUAACAUCUAUUGAUGAAACAAAUUCAAAUGCAACAACAAAAAUGAAUUUUGCUAAUGUUGCAAAAAUGAAUGUACCAACAAAAUCAUCUCAUCAUGAACCAAUUGUUAUAACCAUGGAUGAAUCAUUAUCACCACCGCCUGAUCCUAAAAUUGCUCCUGGUUAUCGUGGACCAUCAAGUGCUGGUACAACACCAAUACAUCAUCAACAACAAAUAAUUCGUACAACAAAUUUUGAUUCCAUUUCUCCAACAUCACAAUUAAUACGUGCACCAGGUGCUAAUAGACAUCAACAAUCAAUAUCACCAUCAAUAAAUAAAAUACUUCUUGAUCAAAAUGGUCAAACAGGUUCAUCAACAACAUCAUCAACAUCAUCAUCACCAUCAUCAAUAAAACAACAAACAAAUCAAUUUAUUCAACCACAACAAUUAUUUAAUUCAUUAGAACAACAACAGCAACAACAACAACCAUUUGGACCUAUUGGAUCACAUCGUACACAAAUACCAACAACAGCUGAUGUUACAUUUCAUGAUAAUUCACUUCAAAUGAGAACUAAAUUUAAUCGAACAUUAUCAGCUAAUAAUACUCCAAUGUAUCAACCAGUUCUACCACAAUCAAUACCACCAAUGCUUAACAAUCCAGCUUAUGCUAAUAUGUCACGUAGUAGAUCGAAUCUCAAUCCAAGUGCACCAGAAUUUCAACAUUGUAAUCGUUUACCACCACCAUUUAUGCCACCUCCACCACCACAAGUGCCUAUGUCAAAUGGACCAUUAUCAGCAAACAUCAUGAAUAUUGCUCGUAUGAUGGAACAAAAACAACAACAACAACAACAGCAACAACAAUUAUAUGCCAAUAAUACGAAUCCUCCAGUACAUCCACCACCACCACCGCCACAGCCAAUGGCACCACCACAAGUCUUAGCACCUAUACGUCCACUUCAACAAGCUGAUAUGGAAGCAAUGCAACAGCAUGUACAAAAUCAAGUUUUACAUUUUUUACGUUUACAUGCCAAUCAACAACAUCUUAUACCACCACCACCACCACCACAAUUACCAACAACAUUACAAAUAGCUAAUAUAUUAGCAUCAAAAGGACAAUUACCACAAGAUCCAAAUCAAGCAGCAGCACUUGUUGCUGCUUAUUAUUAUACAAAUUUUCUAUCACGAUCACAACAACCACAACCACCAACAAAUACUAUUCCAUUAUCGUCUAAUGUAAAUAAAAAUGUCUAUGAGACGAUUAAUAUACAACAACCAACUACUUCAAACAGUGAUGAUAUACCAUUAACUGCAGUUGAUCCAAUAAAUGGACCAGUUCAAGCACAAGUGAUUGUUGAUCCGAAUGUUAUCAUUGGUAAUAGUAAUCAUUCAAGUGGCUCUUCUUCUUCAUCAUCAUCUACGAGUACUAGUGGUGAUCACAAAAUGGUACCAGCUGCCAUUGGUAGCGAACGUAAACGUCAUUUACCUAUACCAACAACUGUUGGUUCAAUACCGACUGGUGAUUGGUCUUCCGUUUCAAAACAACCAUAUCCAAUCGAUCCAUAUCUAUCACAACAGCAGCAAGCUCCACUAUCAUCCGAAUAUCAACAACAACCGAUGCGCGACUAUACACGUUAG